GAGACAGGGGGGAUCCUGAAAUCCAAAGAGAAGAAGGACCAUGCGAGGUGGCGAGGACGACCAGGAGCCCACACAUGGGGCCGGGACUGGACACAGAGGACCCCCUGCCCUGUAACCCCCGGUCAUGGUGGUGAACGUGGAGUCGGUGACCCUCCUGCUCUUCUCCCUCCUGGACAUCCCAUGGAUCCUGUGCCAGUCCAGCGCCCUGUGCCCGCACACCACCUUCUACCACGGCUGCUGGAUCAGACGCUUCCCCGGACUCUUCCUCGGCUUCUCCGGAUCGGAACAGCGAGGUGCCCGAGUGCUACAGCGACGUCUCACGCCCUCCGCUCAACUCUGCAGCCGCCAGUGCUGCCACCAAGAGUCGUGUAAUGUGGCCGUCUUCUAUUCGGAGGCCAGUGCUGAGAAUGGGGACUGUCACCUGGUGCACUGCCCGCAGCCCGAGAGCUGCCUCCUACAGCUACAAGAGCGCAGCGUCCUAUACACCAUCACAGCCGGUGUUGAUCCGGAUCUUCUGGUGUUUGAUAAACUGGGACACGUUGACCUGAACCCAAGGUCGUCCUUAAAAUGGGAGCGUCUGAACAUAUCCCGGGGGCCACCGGCUUCCUCGCCUCCCAUUUCCCCGACUACCUUACCCUCUAAGGAACCUCAUGUGCACCUACCCGUGCCCACCCAUCCACACGAUGAGCCAUCUCUUCAUCCACCAACCCAGCGUCUUCCUCCUCAGCCCCCGGCGGACCCUCCUCUUCACUCCUCACCACCUACUCAUUCUCCUCCGUUAACUUCUCGAGUUACUUCUAAGGUGACAUUGAUCUCCCCCCGAGGAGACGGAGAGGAACCCAACAAGGUGCCACCAUCUUCACCGCCCCUGGACCAACCAGACCUACAUAGUCCGGCCCACCUGGACAGCAGCAAGCAGCACAUGAACGAAACCAAGGGCCACAAUGGUAGGAACCAGACUUAUGAGGGCGACUCUGAAGACUCCUCGGACACUUUGGCCAAUUUCUGGCCGCUUCCCGCAUUGGUCGGGUCCGCAGUGACCUUCUUGUGCUGCUGUUCGGGUAUCCUGGCCUUUGGGUGCUGUCGGAGGAAACGACGAGGGCGGUAUAGGCCCUGGAGGGCACCGAGGACUGGCGGGGGGGCUCUCAUAACAUGCACUUUUGUCAAGGAGAAAAUAUAACCCUCACAGCCAUGGCCACCCCCUAGUGGUUGUUGUCGGUACUGCCACUCGAUCGUCACGGAACAGGAUGAGGUCCUGCUCUGUGGUUCAGGCUUUGGAGCGUAAAUGGAAUGGUUAAAGGGGCACUCCACCCCUAGACAUCUUAUCCUCUAUCCAACGAUCUCGGCUGCAGCACCCCAGACAUCGAACGAACUUCGCUCCGUGCCGGAUGACUGACGAUGCAAGGCGGAGGCUCGUGACGUUGCGGUAACGCCCCGCUCGUGACGUUACGGUCACGCCCCCUCAAUGC
Hyla sarda is the source of this 1469-nucleotide messenger RNA. It is a transcript of the gene MANSC4, whose product is annotated as MANSC domain containing 4. NCBI's taxonomy places the organism in Eukaryota, Metazoa, Chordata, Amphibia, Anura, Hylidae. Bases 125 to 1180 code for a protein of 351 amino acids. The record is from RefSeq and is a predicted model, not a curated record. The transcript has 4 exons.